GUCAACAUCAUCGCAUUGAAACAUCAUCAAGCAAGGCAAGGCCGGCCGUGUGCUUAAUCGGUUCAACAUGUCGUCCAAUGGUCAUGGCCAGCCACCAUUCCCUCCCCCGCCGACAUUGCCACCUUUCCGCCCGAACUUCGCUCCUGGGAAUGCACCACCCCGCCCAGGUUACCACCCCCAAGGAUAUGGGCCGACCCCCUUCUCCCCAAACUUCUCGAAUGGGGGAUCCUCUCCGGCGGGGAUGGGAAGACCACCACCUCCCGGCUACCCCCCCAGAUCAUCUCACCCAGGCUUGGGCCACGGCCCAUCCGCUGGACUUCCGCAGCUCCAAGCCUACCCUCCUCCUGCGGCAUCGUCAGCUCCACCCAGUGUGAAUAAGGAUGUGCAGACCAUCAAGGUUUUCCUUGGGAGUAUCGCUCCUGGAAUCGGUGACUCGACGCUGAAAGAUCUUUUGAACGCAUGUGGACCUCUCCAUGAGCUCAUUAGAGUGGUCGGAGCCAAUGGCAAGCCUCAGGCUUUCGGUUUUGCCUCAUUUGAGAGUCCCGAGGCAGUCCUGCGCUGCAUCAGGUGUCUCAACGGCGUCGAGCUGCCUGAUCAAACUGCAUCUGGCCCACCAGAGCAACGACCACGCAAAGCCUUGACUGUCAAGGCAGACCAGAAGACUGCAGAGUUUCUUCAGGGUUUCGAGGAGACGUUGGGCCGCUCAGAUAGCGACGAGAAUGCCGAUGCUCAGGCCCGACGCUCCAUCGCCCAUAUUGUUGCGAUGUUGACAGAUCCGAAUGCGAUGCCUGGUGGACGUGUGUCCAAGAGUAAAAGUGGCCGGUAUUCACCGAUUCAGGUCAUCGUGCCAGCCCAUCUGCAGGACCUCAAAGAAGGUGAUCUGCCCGAGGCCCAACGAGUCGCAGUCUUGGAUCAGAUCGCAAUCUUUCGGGAGAAUGCGGCGAGGCGAGAGCGCGAGAAGAAGCUUCUCGAUGAUGAGAAAGAGAGGCAGAAGGCCGUGCAACCUCCAGGCUCAAGAAACAGCAACUCGUCGUAUGGGUACGGCCAGCGCGCCUUUGUUCCACCAGCAGCCGAAUCGAGCAGAGGAGACACCGUCGUGAGGUCUACCACUCAAGACCGCCGGGAGGAUCCACAGCGAUACAACGAGCCUGUCAACUUUGUGCGACCCGAAACUGCAGCCGGCAAAGGCGAAAGUGAACGAACGGACGAGGAGGAGGAGGCUAUUCGGAAGCAAAAGCAGGACCGCGAGCAAGCGUUGGCACUUAGAGAUCGCGAGCAUCGCGUAGAGAACCGUGAAAGGCAGCGCAUUGAAGCGGCGCUUCGAGAGGAGUCCAUCCGGCAACAGCGCACCGAUGCCGACGUUCGUGGAAAGCGCAGCGCGAUGGAGUACCUCACGGACUGGGACGAUGAUGACGUUGAAGAGCGAGCAAGGGACCUGUUUAUUAGUGACAGGGCGCAGUGGCGAUCUCAGCGGCAACAAAACCGCCAACGGGAAGACCAGGAAGACGUCGACGACCGUCGUCUGGAAAGCGAGGAGCUCAAAUCCCUCGAGGCAGAGUCCGAGGAUUUCCUGCAGAAGCAAAUGGCCGAGCUGGCGUCUCUCGAAGAACGGCAACGUCAAGCCGGCCUCCUCGCCGACGACGCUGCCCCAGUCAAGCUUGCGAUCGCUGCUCAGGCUGUGGCUGAGCCCAAGGAGACCAAACCAACUACCGCGCAACUCAACCCUCGACCCACUAUUGCCCUUGGUGACGAAGAUGACGAUGCCAGCGCUCAGAGGAAGAGGCGAGCCCUGGUGAAGCUGGAUUACGAGAAGGGCCUUGACGAGGCCGAGGAGGUGGCGAAGACUCGAGCUCGUCUGCUGGACAUCAGCAAGAACCUUCCCAGGAGCGUGGGGUCAAUCUUUGACAGUGUGAUCGAGUGGUCAGCUGUCCAGGCUUCUCCUGUAAGGGCAAAGAUCCAGAGCGUGAUUGAGCGCAAGAUCGCCGAUGUGCUCGGCGGAGCAGACCAAGAUCUCGCCGACUUUGUGAUUGACCACAUCACGCAACGCAAGGGUCCCGGGGAGCUUGUUGAUGAUCUCUCGGCUGUUCUUGCUGAUGAGGCUGAGGGCUUCGUCGCGCAGAUCUGGAGGCAGCUGUCGUUUGAGAUCAACCCGUCCAAACAGGAAGUGUCCCUCAAACCUGUCUUCAUCCCGACAUCCCAAGAAGUCAUCGGACGGUUCAAACCCUCCCGCGUGUUCAAGGAUGCCGUCGACAACUCUCAAAGUCAGGUGGCCGAAGCUUCAGGAUCACAGCCUCCUUCUCGUUCAUCUGCACCGCCGCUGCAUGUGACUAGUGUUGCUUUCGAUGACAUGGGCGAUCGCUGCGUCACUGCCGGGGAGGACGAUGUGUUCACGCUCUACGAUGCGCGCAAGGGCAAGUAA
Messenger RNA from Vanrija pseudolonga, 2419 nucleotides. It is a transcript of the gene usp107, whose product is annotated as U1 snRNP-associated protein. Gene Ontology annotation, biological process: mRNA processing. Gene Ontology annotation, molecular function: mRNA binding. Lineage: Eukaryota; Fungi; Basidiomycota; Tremellomycetes; Trichosporonales; Trichosporonaceae. Bases 68 to 2419 code for a protein of 783 amino acids. The transcript has 10 exons. The record is from RefSeq and is a predicted model, not a curated record. Gene Ontology annotation, cellular component: spliceosomal complex.